AUGAAGAGAAAGUUGGACCAUGGCUCCGAGGUCCGUUCUUUCUCUCUGGGAAAGAAACCCUGCAAAGUCUCAGAAUACACAAGUACUACGGGGCUGGUGCCAUGCUCUGCCACACCUACUACUUUUGGGGACCUGAGGGCGGCCAAUGGGCAGGGACAGCAACGUCGCCGCAUUACAUCUGUGCAGCCACCAACGGGCCUUCAGGAAUGGCUGAAAAUGUUUCAGAGCUGGAGUGGACCAGAGAAAUUACUUGCUCUAGAUGAACUCAUUGAUAGUUGUGAACCAACACAAGUCAAACACAUGAUGCAAGUGAUAGAGCCCCAGUUUCAAAGAGACUUCAUUUCCUUGCUCCCAAAAGAGCUGGCACUGUAUGUGCUGUCAUUCCUGGAACCCAGGGACCUUCUGCAGGCAGCCCAGACAUGUCGUUACUGGAGAAUUCUGGCUGAAGAUAAUCUUCUCUGGAGAGAGAAAUGCAAAGAGGAGGGGAUUGAUGAACCAUUACAUAUCAAGAGGAGGAAAGUAAUAAAACCAGGCUUUAUACACAGUCCAUGGAAAAGCGCCUACAUUAGACAACACAGGAUUGAUACCAACUGGCGGCGAGGAGAACUUAAAUCGCCUAAGGUGCUCAAAGGCCACGAUGACCACGUGAUCACCUGCCUUCAGUUCUGCGGGAACCGCAUCGUGAGCGGCUCGGACGACAACACGCUCAAAGUGUGGUCGGCGGUCACAGGCAAGUGUUUGAGAACACUGGUUGGGCACACGGGCGGAGUCUGGUCAUCGCAGAUGAGGGACAACAUCAUCAUCAGUGGAUCUACAGACCGAACGUUGAAAGUCUGGAAUGCUGAGACUGGGGAAUGCAUCCACACUUUGUACGGCCACACCUCCACCGUGCGCUGCAUGCACCUCCACGAGAAGAGGUGA
Merops nubicus (carmine bee-eater) is the source of this 921-nucleotide messenger RNA. RefSeq names its product F-box/WD repeat-containing protein 7. Gene Ontology annotation, cellular component: cytoplasm; nucleus. Gene Ontology annotation, molecular function: ubiquitin binding. NCBI's taxonomy places the organism in Eukaryota, Metazoa, Chordata, Aves, Coraciiformes, Meropidae. Gene Ontology annotation, biological process: proteasome-mediated ubiquitin-dependent protein catabolic process; ubiquitin recycling. Bases 1 to 921 code for a protein of 306 amino acids. The transcript is spliced from 7 exons. The record is from RefSeq and is a predicted model, not a curated record.